Episyrphus balteatus (marmalade hoverfly) is the source of this 1641-nucleotide messenger RNA. RefSeq lists its product as uncharacterized. NCBI's taxonomy places the organism in Eukaryota, Metazoa, Arthropoda, Insecta, Diptera, Syrphidae. Bases 855 to 1532 code for a protein of 225 amino acids. The record is from RefSeq and is a predicted model, not a curated record. The transcript has 5 exons.
AAGAUGGACUUUUGACAAAUUUUAGGACACAUUUCGACAGUGAAAGUGAUGGCCUCCACAUCCCACGUCCUCCUAUAUUGGUAUACUCAUUCAAUACACAAAAUUAAAAUGUAAGGUCUGAGUAAAUUGCUAUAGUUGAGCGUUGAAAGUUCCGGACCUAGUAAUUCUCAUUCGGUAAUUUGGAUUUGGGUUGCUGUUUACCAAAAUGGCUCCAAAAAAAAAUAUCGGCAAGUUACUUGGUCUUAAGCGGAAGAAUUCAUUCAGAAAAUCAGAGGUAGCUAUGUAGUUAGGUUGAACUUCUUAGUCAACAGCUUUUACGGACUACCCCAACCUAUUUAGAGCACAUAUGUGCUCUUUCCCGUCUCUUUCCAACAAAGAAAAACAAAUUGGUCUAGACAAAAACCUUCCAAGUUCUGGAAAAUGAUGAGAGACAUCGAGUCUUGAUCGUUCAUGGUUCUCAUCUCCAAGGCCAUCUGCGCCGACCAAAUGCCUAAUCAGUGGAGAGAAAGUUACCUCCAAUGUGGGUUUGUUUCAGGUUAAAUCAACCACAGAUACAGAAUUUAAGAUGGAAACACAUCUUAAUUUUUCAAGGGUGCGAAUGAUCAUGGACAAGCAAGGUAAAGUGACGGAUCCGAAAGAAAAUCAGCUAUUCUUUGCUGAUCAUCAUAAAUGAGAAUCCUACACCUUUGCAACAAGCACUUGAUCACGGCCGACUAAUAUGGUACUGUCAUGUACAAAGAAGAAAACUUGAGAACCCCGGCAAAACAAAAUCAAAAUUGAAUUAACCCCAAGGCAGUUAGGUAUUGGAAAGAAAAGAGAUGGGAGACUUACGAGAUCAUGAUUGUUGUCGAUAAAUGGAGAAGAAGAAUAAGGACUCUAACCAUCGCAGACCUUCACUUUACUAUCAGAAACUAAAUUCAAACCUGAAACUAAAAUUCAAACUUGAAAUGAGAACGAUCACCUAUUUUAUUCAAAUUUGCCUUUUGUUUUGGAUCUGUGCUUCUGAGGAAGCAUUAGAAUAUGAUUGGGAAGCACAUCUAGAACGACUUGAACCUCUAGAAGGAAGUAAUUAUGAUAUUGAUUUUAGCAAUUUGAGAGUACUUAAAGGUCGUAAUAGAACUCAUGUGACUUCUUCUUUUACUGGAAGCUUUACAUAUCACAAGGAUAUGGACAAUACUUAUUCGUAUGGAGUGAAAAUUUUAAGAAGUGCACUGGGAGAUGGUGAUUAUCGUGCAUCACCCUAUCAGUAUGAACAGACCCCAAUGUGUAAAUUUUACCAAGGAUUUUUUAGAAAAACAUUUAGCCCAUCAUUUGAGACUGUCUCAGAUUUUCCUGAAAUACCGCAAGAUGGAUUGUGUCCCAUUCCAAAGGGAACUUAUCAUAUCAAGAGUGCUUUUCUUAAGGAACGUGGUGAACUUCCCAAACAUGUGCAACCUGGUGUUUAUAGACUAGAAGUAACUUGCUUAAAGAAUAUGGAGACUCUUGUUGGUGGCUUUAAUGUUUAUGCUAGGGUUUUUAAAAAACAAACUUAAUGAUGUUUACGUCCAGAAUAGAAUAGAGGAAUUUAGAAAUUCAAUCAAAUAUAACUUAUUUAAAAUUUUUGUUGGGAUUUGGGUUGAGUUCUGUUACGAAUGUUACAAA